Eutrema salsugineum is the source of this 772-nucleotide messenger RNA. Its product is annotated as nodulin-related protein 1. Gene Ontology annotation, biological process: regulation of abscisic acid biosynthetic process; response to heat. The coding region runs from base 61 to 621 and encodes 186 amino acids. The transcript has a single exon. The record is from RefSeq and is a predicted model, not a curated record. NCBI's taxonomy places the organism in Eukaryota, Viridiplantae, Streptophyta, Magnoliopsida, Brassicales, Brassicaceae.
GUACAUUUUCCAAAUUCAAAACUGACAAAAAAAAAGUUUUUGCUUUGAGACAAAAGAAACAUGGACUUUCUCUCCGAUCAAGUAAAGAAGAAAUUUUCCGACAAGAAGCCGGAUAACUCAGAGCCGGAGUCGCCGAACAAGAACAACAACAAACCCGGUCACGGCGAGCCAACACAUAAACCGGUUUCCAACGCAGAUGCAACAACACAUAGGCCAGCAACGAACGCCGAGCUCAUGGCUAGUGCCAAGAUUGUAGCCGAAGCUGCUCAAGCCGCUGCUCGCAGCGAGACAGACAAGCUUGACAAAGCUAAAGUCGCCGGAGCCACCGCCGAUAUCCUCGACGCCGCUACUAGAUACGGUAAGCUCGAUGAAAAAAGUGGUGUGGGCCAGUACCUCGAAAAGGCUGAAAAUUAUCUCCACAAGUAUGAAUCUUCACACUCUCACUCCUCCGGCGGUGGAAGCCACGGCGGUGUCGGUGGCGGAGGCAGUCACGGUGGUGUUAGCGGAAGCCACGGUGGUGGAGCUGGAGAACCGGCGGCUAAGAAAGGGGAUGAGAAAUCGGGAGGUGGCAGCCAUGGGUUUGGAGACUAUGCUAAGAUGGCUCAAGGUUUUAUGAAGUGACUAAUGUUUAAUUAGUACUAUUCCUUAGUAAUUAUCUUGCAUAAUCACUUUUAGUAAGUUGUCGAUUUCUGAAUUGUUAAGUGUUUCUGUCAUCUGUGUAGGGUGGAGGAAUUUGCUGAUGUAAAAUAAAAUAUUAUGGCCGCUAAUUCUC